CUCAUCACAGCGUGGGCCUAUGUAUGACAAGAAUGGCCUUUGUGAUGGACUGGCUCGAGUAGAAGCAGACCCCGUGCCCGCCAACACUACAACCAUAGAUCUUUGACCUACAACAAUUCUUGGCCACAGCUGCAGAGUUUCAGCGGAGCUGGCCCCUGACAUGAGGCGGAAACCCCUGCUCCAAUGCAGCUAGUGUUUUCCAGAAAAUCAUUUCCUUCCACCCACUGCAUCUCAGGCCCCACCCCUGAGUCUACGAAGUUUGUGAAGAGGCACCACCAUAUCAGACAACUGAACUUUACCUGUAUAGCCUGCAAGGCAGCUACACAUCACUGAUCCGGAGUGGCUCUCUUGGUGGCAGGCAGCAGCAAAAUGGCGCCCAGAGCCAGGUGCUUCAGGGCAGGGGCAAGGACGGCAAUGGCCCCCUGAGGCCAGCACCGGGUUCCCAUAGUAUCCAGAUACGCAACUGUAGAUGGGAGGAACAUAUGGUCAUAGCUUGUCUCGACAGGAGAGUCGACAUUGUGAGCUCGGAGGAGGAAGCAUGCAAACUUUUGAGCUCCUGUUUUUAUUUUUUUAGCGAUUGGUUUUUCUUCUCUUUAUUAAUUAGGUUUUUGACCUUGGUUUUUUAUCUAAACUGAGCUGCUUAGUUUGGAAAAUAGCAAAGCUACCUCCAGGAUGCUUUUGCAACUAGAAGUUUGUGUUUAAAUAACUAUAACAAUAGAUUCUUCUGGCUCAGCGUUCUUCGGUAGGGGAGUAUAAGGAGUGCUUGUAAGGAGUGCCAGCAGUUCAGCAAGCAAUGAGGAGAAAGCAGUUUAAGGAGCAAUCAAAGAAAUCAAAGAAAACAAAUUUUCUUGGAAAAAGCUCCCAGCAUGCUAAACCUUCUAACAUAGAAAACACAGCUGUACAAGCGCAGUAUUCUUUGCUUAGAAUGCGGAACCAUUUGGCACAAUGGGAGAUAUUUCCCAGGAGGGUGAUCGAGGAGUCUUUGAAUGUUCCUGAUGACCCUGUAGAACUAUACCUUGGGACCAUGAGGAAUUGCACGGCUAUGCGAGUGAAUCGGAUCACUGGUGAUCUACAGAAGAGAGAACUCUCUUGUAGUUCCUCUCCAGUUAUGAAAGAUCAACAAACUCAGUUUAGGUAGCAGGAUCCCUUUUGAAGGAUGGCUUAUGGUCUAAUAUUUCCAAGUUAACAUCUCUUGAGGCCAUUCUAAUAGAAAAUCGAAAUCAAAGGAAGAAGACGCUACAGGAGGAAAGUGCAAGAAAUAUUAUGACACUUGUCCUUUUACAGGAGAAUGAUAAAUUUAACUCCUCCUGCACCAAGGAUCAAUGGAGCAGCUUGCCCACUGCUGAUUCACACCACCUGAGACAGACUAAAAUCUCUUUUUUUCCCCCUCCCUCGGAAAAGACCUUAGGAAGUUUGGAAAAGGUAUCAAGUUCUCUUCUGCAGAAAUGACAGUCUCAGUUUGCUCUUGACAAGCAGAAAUAUCUGAAGCCUACAUCUGGUUUUGCACUGUCUGAAGGGAAUAUGGAAAGCUUUACAGAGGUGAAAUCCCCUGUGCUAACGUUACUGAUGGGUGAUGGCACUGGACUUUUAUUCUUGGAGUCUUCGCUUGAACAAUCUAUCCCUGCUUGAUCUGAGAUUUGUAAUGCGAGCUGCAAACAGUCAACCUGGAAAAUUCUUGGUUGGAAUAUUGCUGGGUGGAAUGGGAAGAGAAAUGAUACAGAGUUUAUUACAUUUAUAUAACAGUGGGAUAUUUUAGUGUUUCAGGAGACAUGGACAAAAGAAGAGAUUAAUAUCAGUGGUUAUACUAUUUACUCAGUGAAAGCCCAUUCGGAUACUAACAGGGGAAGGCUGAAGGCCAGAUUAGUAUGCUGUAUAUCAUUAGCUUUGAAUGUAGAAUAUAUUCGAAUAUCUGACCUCCCCCCUUAUGCUAUGGCAAUUCUAAUUAAGGCUAAGAGCGGAGAUUUGUUAUUGAUUAAUGUUUAUCUGCCUCCAGGUCAAACAAUCAAUUCCUCUAUUACUAUUUGGCAACAGUUGGAUUUAUAUAUAACUGAAGCAACACUGAAUUAUACUUAUGCUUCUAUAAUCCUUAUGGGGGAUUUUAAUUCUAGAUGUGAUGAUACAAUGCUGAUGGCCUACCAUUUUUGGAAAUGGGGCGAUUGUACAGACGGUGCUCCUGUUCCCAACCGUUUUCCUAAAGAUAAAGCCAUCAAUUCAUCAGGAGUCCAACUGCUCUAUCUAACUAGGAUAUCUGAGCUGACAAUAUUAAAUGGUGCUAUACCCCCGGAUAUUCCUGGGGAAUAUAUGUUUCUUUCCUCGUGGGGGAGUAGUGUUGUGGAUUAUGUUAUGUUUUCUGAAUCUAUUCUUCCUUAUGUCACUUCCUUCGAGGUGGGUGAGCAAAUUUUCAGUGAUCAUUUUCCUAUGUUCAUUUAUUUAGAUCUUCCCCAGGAAAGGAGGGAUAAUCUUUUCCCCUGUGUUUUUGAUGAUAGUUCUACCAAUUUAAGUUGCAAAAUAAAAUGGUCAAAGAAAGUAGAAAGUGAGAUAUCCAUGUUCUAUGACUCUCCCGAAGGUAGAAAUCUAUAUAGUUCUAUUGUGCAAGCACAUUUAGGCCCGCAAACAAUUACUGCUUAUGCAAAAUUAGAAGAUGCUCUUAUACAAAAGUUUUCACGUUUGAGCAAGUCACAGUCUCCACACGCUCAUUGUAAGAGAGCAACAAAUAAUUGGUUUGACUCACGCUGUAGGGCAUUAUGUAAACAACUGAAGAAUAUCUACAGAGAACAUAGAUCGGGCUCAGAACAAUUUCUUCCACCUAUCUAUUUUCAGAUAAAGAAAGCAUAUAAAAACAGUCUCAAAUUUGCAAAACAUCAAGUCCUACGAAAUGCCUGGAAUAAGCUUAUAAUGGCUACUAAUAACAAAGAUAGCCACACUUUUUGGAGAAUUUUUUCUGUAACAAGCCGAGUUAACAUGCCUUGUAGGAUCUCAGCUAGAUCGUGGGAAACCCACUUUUUUGCAGUUUAUAAUAAUGCACAGCGUAGUCAGGUUUUUACACCAUCUUUGAUUGAUGUGUUACCCCGUUGGCCCCCCAUUAAGUCCUGCAGAAAUAACAAACUUAGUAGGAUGUUUAAAAACUGGAAAAGCCCCUGGUCCAGACCUUAUUGUUCCUGAAUUAUUAAAAGCUAAUAUAGAAUGGUGUGCCUUAGUUUUAGCCAAUUUAUUUACAUCUAUUAAUAGCACAGGAAUUAUACCAGAGCAAUGGAAAACAGCUAUAGUUGUUCCCAUAUUUAAAAAUGGUUCUGAUUUGGAUCCAUCCAAUUAUAGGCCUAUAAGUUUGCUGUCUGUGGUUGGUAAGCUAUAUGUUCUUUAUCUAUUGGAUAAGCUUGAGGCAUGGAUCUCAGAGAACCAGAUCCUUGGGAUUGAGCAAGUGGGUUUCAGAGCAGGCCGCUCUGCUCUUGAUCAUUGUAUGAUCUUGCAUCAUCUAGCGAAGAAAUAUUCUAGUGGCCCUAAAGGCAAUUUUUUUGUUGCUUUUAUAGAUUGAAAAUCUG
Molecule: messenger RNA, 3539 nt
Organism: Hemicordylus capensis (graceful crag lizard)
Lineage: Eukaryota; Metazoa; Chordata; Lepidosauria; Squamata; Cordylidae
Exons: 2
Coding region: 1930-3162 (410 amino acids)
Source: RefSeq, a predicted model, not a curated record